UCAUAACACAACAGAAUUGUUUUUACUUUGGUCGCACUUCGCAGUUUUUUGAGUGGAUAUUAAAUUAUGAAUAUUGUUUCUAAAUAAACAUAGAACAAAACUUUAAAAUUUAAUACAAUGAAACAUAAAUAAAAAUGUAGCUAAUUAUUUCUACUAAAUACUUCUUAACUAAUAGUUCUAUGUAUAGUAAAACUGAUAAUUUUAUUUAUCUGAGACUUCCAAGGGUAGAAGAUGAAGUUUUCAUUUCAACACCGUGCUUUUUACUGCUACAUUGGGAUGAGCAUUUGGAUUUUCUUUCUGAUUACCGUGGUAUACAAAUACAUAACAAUAAAUGAUGAUCCUGUAGCUGUAAAGUUAGAGCACAAUGAAUACACAUUUAAAAUUGAUACCAAAUAUAGAAGGAUUUUCCAUAGGGCAUGUAAUCCCCCUGAAGAUAUUGUGAGGGGUUCAGAAGGUCUGGUAGAAAUUGAUUCAUGGUUAUUACAAGGAGUUCUUGUUAUAACUAGGCAUGGGGAUAGAGGUCCACUCACACAUCUUAAGGGAGGUGACAAGUUACCAUGUGAUAAUGUGCCAGUUUCAGCAUUGCUGCGAAGUUAUGAAGAGUUUGUGCUCAACGCAAGUUCAUUAGGCCGUGCUUGGUGGGUAGCUGGUCCUGGACCCUUUCAUAACUUCCCGUCAUUACCUCGUACUGCAACAACUCACUGUGCCCUCGGACAACUGACACCUAAGGGACUCUUGCAAAUGAUUACUGUGGGUAAUAUUUUACGUGAGGCAUAUGGUGAAAAGCUUAGUUUGGACAACAUGGAGUUAUCUGGGAAGAAAGAUGCAGGUGGUAUAGCGUAUAGUACGCGUUAUCGCCGCACAUUUCAGUCUCUUCAGGCGUUAUCUUGGGGAGGGACGAGGGGUGCCGCAGCAGCUCGCGAAGCCCACAGUGUUGCCUUCUGCUUUAGGCACUGUGCCUGCAAUGCUCAUCAUACACUUGCCAAAAAAAUAAGUAUGCAAGCAAAAACCAGACUAGAAUCCCAUCCAAAAAUUAAAGAGCUAAUUAAAAAGCUAUCCAAAGUAUUAUUCGAAUCUCAAGAGUACACAGAUGCCGAUGUCGUACGAGACGCUCUUUUAGCUUACAUGUGCCACGAUGCACCUCUCCCCUGUUCACAAACAAACAAAAAACUAAAUAUUGACAAAGAAAGGAAAUUUCGUUCGGAAACACUCAGGAAUCUUCUAGAAGUUGACAUUGAUACACUGAACAUGGAGUUGGAUUAUAUUAACAAUCAACUAGACUUUAACAACGAAAUCGGUAGAAAAGCGCGUGACAUAAUCAAACCAUUUGACAGGAAUAAGCAACCCCUAGACUUUGACGCUCAAAUGGAGAGAGAAAAAUUGCUGUACUACCAACAACGCUAUCUAGAUACCGACUAUGAUGACGUGGUGAUUGUUAAAAAGAAUCUAGACGCAGAUUUCAAUUUCCCAAACGAGCAAGAUUUUGACGAAGAAUAUCGAGAACCGACGGAUUCGACUGAACAAUUUUGCGUCAGGAAGGAACAUAUAAUAUCGCUUUUCGCGUAUUUGGAGUGGAGUUACCGUCAAGAUGUUAAAGAUGUUAAUAACAGACGAAGAAGUUUGCUAAUCGCAUAUGGUUUAAUCCAUAACAUCGUGCAGAAUAUGAUUAGAAUGAUCUCAGAGAAUAAGCCAAAGUUUGUCGUUUAUUCUGGACAUGAUAAGACACUACAAGCGAUGAUUCUCGCUCUAGGUCUUAAUAACUAUCAGCAUUACAACAUACAGUAUGCCAGUCGGAUGAUCUUCGAAGUGUAUAGGAGGAAAGAUUUGAUGGACGAAUUUAAGUUUACUAAAAGGAAAGCUGUUGCCCAGGAUUUUUACUUCCGCGUGGUGUAUAACGGCGAAGAUGUUACGGAUGAGAUUGGGUUCUGCAAAAGUACAAUAGUUAUGAAGGUAGUGGAUCCAAUUGAUGAUAGGCGAACGUAUAAUACAUAUCUGUGUCCAAUUGAAAGUAUUGUUAGGUUUAUACACGAUGAUUAUUUCGCUGGUUUCAAUGUUAGUAAUUAUAAAGACGCGUGUGCUACGUAUGGGAAGCGCGUUUAGCAAGUUCAAAGUAUGUAAAGUAAGUCGAAUUAUAGUAAUUUUAUACCUUAGGGUUUUAAAGCAUUUAAUUAUACAUAGGAACACGGAGGAAUCAUUGAAUUAGGUUAAUGAUAAAAAUUUGUUGGAUCUCUAACAUUUUUGACAGCACUCAAGAAUUUCUGAUCUUUAGUUUGAAGAGUAUAAAUUCAGUCUGCAGAAAGAGCAUAUCAGUUACUUAUAUAAUUCUUAUAUGUAUCAAAUUUUCAUAUUUUACAACCAAGAACGACCCUCGAAUUGUCCACUAUGUGGAGCCAACUGUUGUAUUUUCGAAACAAUUCCACUUAGGGUCCUUCAAGAAAAGAGCGUACCAAUUCUUAAAAGGACGGCAACGAUUAUUAAAAGAUUAGUCUAUGGUUUUUUAACCGUAUUUAACUUCUAAAAUUGAACUAGGUAAUUCAAUUUGUUUCUUAGGUUUUACCUCAAUGUACAAUUAAUGGCUAAAAGUAGUGUACAUAUCACUUAGUACUUAAUGUUAGGAAUUUAAGACUGAUUUUGUUUAACAAUUUACGAAUAAGUUUAGCUACAUUGUGAUAGUACAUAUUUAAUUUAUAUUUAUUAGCAAUACAUUAAAAAAAACAUUCCCUUUUUGACUCCGAAAUGGAAUGGAAAAUAGUUUUUUUUACAUUAAUAAGUUAUUUGGCGUUUGAAAUUAAAACUUAAAAGUAUCCAACAAGAAGGAAUUAUUCAAUUCGCUCUUAUAAUAUAAAAUGUCAUAUAAUGUAACAUUCGAAUUGUAACAGUAACAAAUGUCUUUUGUACCACGUAUUGACACAUGUAAUUGCACAAAAUGACAGUUUCUAACGAUUGUAAAGCUGUCAUUUUAACAUGUCGGAAUAAAAAUCUAUCUGUUAAUGUUGACAAGCAACAGCCAUAGAGCAUGUCAAAAUUAUUUGUGUAUAAACAAAACUCAAGAUGUUUUAAGGACCUACAGUAAUUUUAACAUCGUUUCGUUGUCGAAUAUUACUUAUGGUUGCAAACAAGUGUCAACUUUAGAAAUUCAAAGUUGAUUUAUUUUGUCGUAUUUUACAAAAAAAAUGACUGAACAUUAAUAAAAAACAAUUGAUGCUUAAGUUGUGCAUGAGUUUUCUACUUUUUCCAUAAUUAUGUGUAAAACAGGGGUUUUACAGUCGAUAACGAAAAUUCGUUAAAAUGACUAGGUUCUUAAGGUGACGAUCACAGAGACGCGAGUUAGAGAUUUUGACAGAUGGGAGUCAUUAAUGGUGAGAUUCAGAAACGAGAUUUAGCUCUUAAUGUGCCAUAAACGUAUUAGAUUUUCGUAACCUCGUUUCUGAAUAUUCGAUCUGUGGCGUCUUCCGUCUCUGUGUCAGUAUCAUAUAAGAUCUCAAAGUAACAUGAAUUUCCAGCAUAAGAUUUGCAUCAGUAUUAUGAUAGUUAUAUGAGGAAUUCGAUUUUAUAAUAAUAUAAUUUUAUUUAUUUUAAA
Pieris napi is the source of this 3580-nucleotide messenger RNA. RefSeq lists its product as uncharacterized. Gene Ontology annotation, molecular function: phosphatase activity. Gene Ontology annotation, biological process: dephosphorylation. The transcript has 7 exons. The record is from RefSeq and is a predicted model, not a curated record. NCBI's taxonomy places the organism in Eukaryota, Metazoa, Arthropoda, Insecta, Lepidoptera, Pieridae. Bases 232 to 2100 code for a protein of 622 amino acids.